UUCCCGUUACUGUUUGGUUGAGUGGUAGAAUUCCAAAGUAGUAUAAGUUUUUUUUUUUUCCUGUUACGGGUUGCUGUGAAUAUAUGUGUGCUUUCUGCCUUUGUUUUACUUUAUACUCCAUCUUGCAACUUGUCGUGGUUUUUUCGUAUUGUCAUUUAUCGGAUGUCUAGGUCAGCUUGCAUGCAGCUCAACUAAUUCAGGUCACUAAUUCGGGACGGGACCUGAAGUUAACGACCUGACAAAACUUCUAUAGGGACCAAGGUUUGUAACGUCCGGCCUUAGUAGAUUUGACCUUGUGAUUCUUGGGGGCAAGCCCUUUAGUUGUUGUGUCAUGCCACUUGCCCAAAUCCCUUGGGGUUAUGAUUUUGAGGUUGUUGCACGUUUUAGUCUUCAAAUUGAAGAUCGAAAAGAUGCCUUUGGAGGUAAUCUGUGGCUUAGAGAUGUUAGUUGGAUGGAUUGUGACUCAAAGUUGAUCCCUGUUUUCGAGAAUGAGGUUCAUAGAAGAAGCAGAAACCUCCAAAGAUAAGAUGUUUUAUCAUUGAUGUAUCUCUGUGUUAAUUACAAAAGAUGUCUGUGAGGUGAGGACUUCUUUUAUUUCUUCCUCAAAUGAGAGGUACACUUAUGGGGCUCAUACUGUGUCUAUGUAGUUGAGUUCAGUUAGGGGCGCGUAACUUAUUUUGGGUGGGUCCAUUGGAGGUGAUUUUGCGGCUGAAAGGAGAAUAUGUUGCUGUGGACAAAGCCAUACCAGAAUCCUGAUUGUCCUUGUUUAGAAAUCACGAAGAAAAGAUGGAGAAUCUGCUGGAGUCUAUACUGGUGUUUCGGAACUUACAAACAAAGCAAGAAAAUCAGCCACGCUGUCCUCAUUCCUGAGCCCGUAGUACCUGGAGCUUCAGCACCUGUUACUGACAAUCCAACCCACCCAAACACCAUACUAUUACCCUUCAUCGCUCCUCCCUCUUCUCCUGCAUCUUUUCUCCAAUCAGACCCUCCCUCCGCCACCCAAUCACCGGCCGGGACCCUAUCCCUCGCUUCCCUUUCCGUCCAUGCCUAUUCCCCAUCUGGUACCACCAACAUUUUCACCGUUGGCCCUUAUGCUCAUGAGACCCAACUAGUUUCCCCACCUGUCUUUUCUACCUUCAACACUGAACCAUCUACUGCUUCUUUCACUCCCCCUCCUGAACCAGUGCAACUCACAAGCCCUUCAUCGCCAGAAGUGCCGUUUGCUCAACUUUUGGCAUCAUCGUUGGGCCGAGCCAGAAGGAACAGUGGGCCAAAUCAGAAGUUCACUUUAUCCCAGUAUGAGUUCCAGCCUUAUUACUACCAAGGGAGUCCCAUUAGCAACCUCAUAUCACCUGGCUCAGUAGUUUCAAAUUCUGGCACCUCUUCGCCUUUUCCUGAUAAACCAUCUAUUGUUUUCCGGAUUGAGGAAGUGCCCAAGCUCCUUGCCUUCAAAAACUUUUAUACUCGUAAGUGGGGUUCAAGAUUAGGUUCUGGAUCAUUGACUCCAGAUGGCGUAGAACCAGUGUCUCGAGAUAGUUCCCUUAUAGAGAACCAAAUAUUUGAGGUGGCAUCAGCAGCCAACUCAAAGAGUGGAUCUCAAAAUGGCGAUGUUUUAAUUGAUUGCAGGGUUUCAUUUGAGUUGACUGGUGAAAAAAAUGUUUCAGAAUCUUUAUCACAUGUAGCUGGCAAAGGCAGUCUGGAGAAAACAGAGAAUUGUAGUGAAUAUAGUGUUGGGAAAGUUCUGAAUGGAAUGCCUAACGAGGUUUUAGGAGAAGGGGAUGAUGAUGAGGAGCAUUGUUCUCAAAAGUAUCGGUCCAUUUCUCUAGGGUCAAUCAAAGAGUUCAAUUUCGACAACACCAAGGGAGAAGUCUCGGAAAAACCAGCCGUACGCUCUGAGUGGUGGGCUAAUGAAAAGGUUGUCGGAGAGGAGUUUGGGCCUGAUGAUAACUGGACUUUCUUCCCGGUGUUGCAGUCAAGAGUUAACUGAUGGAAAAUUCAUCAGCUAGGCUGGACUUCCCUUCCGUUCUCAUCAAUGCAUGAGCUUCAAAGUGGAUUUACUGAAAUUGUCAUCCAGACAAAUCAAAGGUAUACUGAAAGCAAGGCGAUUUUGGAAUUUUUCAUAUUGUAGUAUUACACUAGCUUAUAGUGAAACGAAGCUUCACGGUUUAUGAUACCCUCAUCAUGCGGAGACGACAUAUAAUUGGGGAAUCAUUGGAUUGAGUUUGGUAUAUUUCUUUAUUUAUUUAUUUAUCCUCUUUUACUAUUUUUUUUGUCAUGGAGUAUGUGUCCGUAUGCUUCAACAAGUAUACAUGUAUUAUAAAGUCAUCACUUUGUGUGUAUGAAGAAAGAUAUCAGGACAUUUUGGACGUGUUAUCUACUCAGUACUUACCAUUGGAUUGCUUAA
Molecule: messenger RNA, 2404 nt
Organism: Rhododendron vialii
Lineage: Eukaryota; Viridiplantae; Streptophyta; Magnoliopsida; Ericales; Ericaceae
Exons: 2
Coding region: 722-1987 (421 amino acids)
Source: RefSeq, a predicted model, not a curated record